This is a messenger RNA of Anthonomus grandis grandis, 1035 nucleotides long. RefSeq lists its product as uncharacterized. The coding region runs from base 108 to 929 and encodes 273 amino acids. The record is from RefSeq and is a predicted model, not a curated record. The transcript has 5 exons. NCBI's taxonomy places the organism in Eukaryota, Metazoa, Arthropoda, Insecta, Coleoptera, Curculionidae.
AUCUGCCUUGUCAAAAAUCAUGAUGCUUGAAAUAUUUUAGUGAUUUUUUUUUAAAAUAAUAAAAAAAUACAAAUUUUCCAGUAUCUCGUGUCACAAAAAUCAAAAAAAUGGUGAUAUUUCAAGAGCCGCCGCCCAGUGCAAGAGGCACCAAAAAAUCCGGGGCAAUUAGAGUAAAACUACGCAAAAAAACCGCUGCCAUAUUACAAAAAAUGCCCGCCGUUCCAGAACUGAAGAAAAAACGCGUCAAAUGGUGGGAGAAGGAAAGCAUACAAUAUGCAUUUAACAUUCAACAAGUCCGGAACCGUUUAGAAAAGUUAAUGGGAACAAACUAUGUGAGCCUCACCGAUCGCGAUUACAUGCAAAGACUCCAAGAGAGAAUACUAGAGGAUUAUGAGGAACAGAUGGUGAAAAGGAUCAAAGUCAGAGAGGAAGAGGAAAUGGAACGCGUAAAGAACUUGGUUCUCAUGGGCAAGAUUCCUCUGGAUCAAGCGCCUCCGGAAAUGGCCAAACACCCCAUAAUGCUUAUCGAAAACUACUGCAAUCAGCUGAUUGCUGAACGACGAGCCAAGAUUAAAAUCUACAAAGUGAAAAUCCCGACUUACUUGUACUGGGACGACACUCCCGAUCCGCCCUCUGGUCUCUCAAUAGAGUCUGGACAUGUAUUCAGGCAAGGUGAGAAGUUAUGCCAACCGGUAGAACGCCAUCUAGAUGUCACUGAAGAAGAAGACUUGGAGAGCAAAUACCUUAUGCCUCAAGAAGAUUUCGAAAAGGUCAAAUAUGAAAGUUCUUUGGUGAAACGACUGUUGGCCUGUGAAACUGUAGAGGAAAUGUAUGCCUUGGCAGACGAUAUAAUCGGAAUCCUCAAGACGAUUGACGUAACCACGAAAGUAGCCGAAGACAACUUGUCGGAUUCCCUCGCAAAUUCGUAAAGGAGUUUGUAUUGUUUUUGUAAUUUACUAGUAAGCUGUAGCGCGUCACAUACGUUUAAGAUCAAAACAUGGUUUGUUGGAUGUACAUUAAAAGUUUGGUAUCUUA